AUGGAGAGUCUCUUAAACUUUUCCUGGAGAUUACCGGAGGAGAUUAAAGAAGAUUACUUGAGUGGAAAGUUGAACAGUAUUUACUUUGUUUCAGCAGAUGAGACGAGAAAAAUUGGCCUUGGUCCUUACUACCCGCCGUUAUUCUGUCAAUACACCAGAAAGUGGAACUUCUCGUACGAAAUUGUCAAGGCUUACGCCGAUUACCUCCACGAGAUCGAUAUUAAAUUGAAGUGUCUGAACGAUUGGGUUCAAAUGUUAGAGUUCGCCUGCUAUAUCGGACGAAAGGAUCUUUUGGAUAAAGCAUUGGCUCAUUUGUGCGAAGUUCAGGAAGGGUUCAAAAUUUCGGCCUAA
This is a messenger RNA of Oikopleura dioica, 351 nucleotides long. The record is from the annotation of a GenBank genome assembly. Lineage: Eukaryota; Metazoa; Chordata; Appendicularia; Copelata; Oikopleuridae.